AUGGAGUGUCGAUUCUUUGUACGGAACUUUGUUCUUUUUGGCCUCAUAGCCAGCAGUCAACUUCGGAUAGUAGUCAAAGAAGUAGAGAACAACUUGGACAACGAAAUUAAUUCCUUUUUUCAAAUGAUCAAUACAUUGGAGGGUGUCAUGGGAUUUUAUUGUGUGAUCACAUAUACAGGCAAAGUCGAUUUGAGUUCUUCGCUCCAGCAGCGUAUUAUGGAAGCAUUUCCCUUGCCAAUUUAUACCGUUGGAUCGGAUCUGGGACCGGUUAAUCACCAUUACCUGAGUGCGCAGAAUAUGGUUGUUGCCCUUUUUACUGGCCUGGAUGAUCCCACUCUGGCAGCUCUCGAUGACACAGAACUUCGCUUUGGCAAGGUGUUUGUGAUCCUUAUAUAUGCUCCACCGCCGAACGCAAAAAAUACCUUCAAUAUGGAUUUUAUUCAUGAAUUAUUCAGCUGGUGCUGGGGUCGGUCGUUAGAUCGCGUAGCUCUCAUUGCUCGGGGCAAGUACGAGACAGAGUUAUGGUCCUUUUAUCAUUUGGAAAAACUACGCCCAUUUCAAACUGAAAACCCUAGAAUGUUUUUGCUUACCCUUCGAAGAGAUGACUACACGUUUAUACUUCAAGCUGUUAAUGAUCCUCCAACUAUUUUUUGGUACAAUUCUUCGGAACAAGCAGAUGUGACUAACGGUGGCAAUAUUAGUUUGUCCGGCCCCAUUGGUCUGAUGAUGGUAAAUUUCAUGCGCUUCCUUAAUGUGACCAUGGAAAUCAUUCCGGUUCCGGGACAACAGACAUCUCAGUACGAGAUCUUUCAUCAAACAGAUGGUCGGAGAGUCGACGUGGUGGCCAAUAUGGUGGACGACAACAAUCUCAAAUUCAGCCCCGUGUUGUCGGACUUAAGACUGUGCGUGUUGGUGUCCAAUCGGAGGACUAUUCCCGUGAGCAAAUACAUAGGCAGAGUGAUAAGCCCCGGCGUUCACCAAAUUGCGAUCCUUACGAGCUGUGUCGUUUUCAUGAUCAAGUACUUGUCACACGGUCGUCGAUCGCUUUUGGACCCGUUCUUCAACACCCUUCGAUUUAACCUGGCUUUUCCGCUGGCCGACUUUCACUUGAAUCGACUGCCUAUAGCGGAUAAGUUCAUAGAAGUAUUUUCAUUUUUUUUCAUCAGUCUUAUCGUCAGUUCGAUUAUAUCAAUGUUGUCCACCGUCUUUACAACGGGCAUUUUCGAGCCUGCGAUCACAAACGCAGAGACAUUGCGAGCCAGUGGUCUGAAGAUAAUGACAGACGAUCCAACAAUACCGCAGGCUUUUAAGGAUGAUAUUUUACCGAGCUCACUGGCCGACCGGGUGAUUCUUGUUGACUUUCCCACCUUGUUCCACCACAUUAUCUCCCUGAACGACAGUUAUGCCUACGUGGUGAAAACGCCCAAUUGGAAUUCAUUUCGACUUUACCAGCAGCGUAUGAAGUCCGAGACCCUAAGGAUUGUUGGGGGAGAACUCUGCUCCAAGAGCCGACCCCUGCGAAUGCCCAUCCAUCCCAGAUCGCCGAUAAGGUUCUUUUUUCAAUAUUAUUUCGAAAAGAUUUUCGAGUCAGGUCUUUCACAGAAGUGGCGGGAGAUGGGUUUUCAAAAGUACCGAGAAAUAAAGAGCUUACAAAAAUUGCCCAUAGACCAUGAUAUGAUUUCAAGACCGCUGACAAUUGAAUUUUUUAAAUCUUUUAUACUGCUUUACAUAGGGGGAAUGGCUCUCAGCACAUUGGUAUUCAUAAUCGAGCUAUUGUUAAACAGAUAUACACAUUAG
Molecule: messenger RNA, 1797 nt
Organism: Drosophila subpulchrella
Lineage: Eukaryota; Metazoa; Arthropoda; Insecta; Diptera; Drosophilidae
Gene: Ir56a
Exons: 2
Coding region: 1-1797 (598 amino acids)
Source: RefSeq, a predicted model, not a curated record